ACCAUCGCUACCUGAAAGCAGAUUUCUAGCUUCUAAGAUAUUUUAGUGAAAGUAACGUUGUAUUUAGUUCACCUCUGCUUUGAACUGGGUUACUGUCGUUAGCUAGCUUACUGUUGACAGCAGUUGUGCUGUGGUGGUGAGUCAGGUGAGCAGCGACAUGUCCGAGUCCGGCCACAGCCAGCCCGGGAUGUACGGGCAGGGGCGCAGGAGGAGGCGACGCCGGGGAGACAGAGAUGCUGGACUUCCUGGGCAAAAUCUGUCAGGUCCCAGUCGGGACCGGGAAUAUCAACCAAGAGAACGAAGGGAUGGGAGCGAGGAUCCACCAGGCCCACUUAUUCAGAAGACCCCCAUCAUUCUUGCAAAACCCCCUGGGGAAAGGGCCAAGCCGUCGCAGAAUGCACCUGUCAGUGGAGCUCCAGUCCUGGAGAAGCCCAUCAUGCUAAUGAAAGCCCGGGAUGAUGGAGGGAAGCUGGGGACCCCUCCCGAAGCAGCAGCUCAGCCCUCUGGUCCUGGGCCCUCCAAGAUGGAGCGGGAAGGACAGCGGCCCACCCAGCCUGUUUACCAGAUCCAAAACAGAGGAAUGGGUGCAUCUGCAUCAAGCAGCGCUGUUGACCCCAUGGUGGGCCAGUCUAAACUCCUCCCUCCGGAGAAGAUGAAGCACAGCAUUAAGCUUGUGGAUGAUCAGAUGAAUUGGUGUGACAGUGCCAUGGAGUAUCUGCGGGACCAGACAGAUAUGCUGGUGGUGGGAGUCAUUGGCCUGCAGGGAAGUGGGAAAUCUACAGUCAUGUCACUCUUAUCUGCCAAUACUCCAGAGGAAGAUCAAAGGGCCUAUGUAUUCAGAGCGCAGACUCAAGAAAUCAAGGAGAGAGGAGGAAACCAGAGCACAGGCAUUGAUUUCUUUAUCACACAGGAGAGAGUCAUCUUCUUGGAUACGCAGCCUAUGCUCAGCCCAUCUAUCCUCGACCACCUCAUCAACAACGAUCGGAAGUUGCCUCCAGAGUACAACCUCCCUCACACAUAUGUUGAGAUGCAGUCUCUUCAGAUCGCUGCCUUCCUGUUUACAGUUUGCCAUGUGGUUAUUGUGGUUCAAGACUGGUUCACUGAUUUAAACCUCUACAAGUUUCUUCAGACUGCUGAGAUGCUCAAACCUUCCACUCCAUCUGCAAGCCAUGACAGCACUGGCUCUUCAGGCAGUGACGAUGGAGCAGAGUACUAUCCACAUAUAGUGUUCCUGCAAAACAAGUCCAGACAAGAUGAUUUCUGCCCAAUGAAUCUGAAGAAUAUGCAUAUGGUGGUGGACAAAUUGAUGGCCCACUCUCAUCUCAAAUACAAAGGUAAACUAUCCAUGCUAGACUGCAACAUCUUCCCUGGCUUGGGACAGGACUAUUUGGCUACCGAAGUCAACAUGUUCCUCCUCCCUAUGCAGGAGAAUGAUGGCGACGAUAAUCUGACUAAAGCAGGGUCGGGAGCAUACCCACUCUUCUCUCUGCUCCCGGGGUACAGAGGGCAUCCUGCCUUCUCCACCAUGGUUUCAAAACUCCGCAGCCAAAUACUGGCCAUGCCCCGCUGUCAGCUGUCACACACCAUCCUCACUGAGAAGAACUGGUUUCACUACGCAGCGCGUAUCUGGGAUGGGGUGAAAAAGUCCUCGGCCCUCUCUGAGUACAGCCGCCUGCUCUGCUAACACCUUGGAUCAACUGCUGUCAUGUACAGUUGGAGCGGUUAUGUCCGAUAAUCAGGUCACAUAAAUUAUAAUUGUGGCUCUGAAAGCGGAGAUUGUCAUUUGCAUCCUACAUGAGGGAGAAGGGAAACUGGAAGCCUGUUCAGUGGUGAAGAGUUGGAUGUAAAGCAGGACACAUUUUUGCAGAGUUUAGUAGAAAUGAAAACCUGUGGGCUCUUGGCACUCUGUGUCAAAAAGUGGUGUAUCCCUGCCAUGUUGAACAGACUCAGCUGAAGCCUGUACAGCAGUGGUGGGAAAGAGAAAGAAAUUGGACUAUUUUUUUAAUUUGCAAGCUAUUAUUGUGAUUGCAGUUUGGUGUCUUGUGUUUUGAUGUAACGGCCUUCAAUAAAAAGAAGAAGUAAUUACACGGAAGGGUUGGUGCUGGUAGAAAAAAAGCUGUUGAGUCACAUCUGAUCCCAACUGCUACACGAACAGACAUGCAACGGUUGCAUCAGGUUUUUUAUGAUAAACUGAAAUUAUGCAACAACAAAACGUCCGUGCUGGGCACCAGUAAAAGUGUAGCCUAUCUAAUGCAUGGCAUUGGAUUUUGGCAGAAAUGCCCAUGUUUUCCAAAUCACUUUAGCUCAUUGCUGAUAUAUGCUCAUAUUGUUUUCCACGUAAUCGCAGAGAAUCUCAAGCGUCCUAUCGGCAGAAGUUUUCAUUUGGGGCCGAUGCCAAUAUUUCAAUAUAAAGUCUUUUCAGAUAUAAAUGUUAUAUUUUGACCGCCUUUGUCAGGGAACUAAGGUCAUCCUGAGACAUCACAAACUAAAGCUUAACUUAAUUUCUAAGGGAAAUUUGUUAUUCAUAAAGCUAAAUUGGUGGUGG
This is a messenger RNA of Etheostoma cragini (Arkansas darter), 2545 nucleotides long. RefSeq names its product SMG9 nonsense mediated mRNA decay factor (gene smg9). Gene Ontology annotation, biological process: nuclear-transcribed mRNA catabolic process, nonsense-mediated decay. The record is from RefSeq and is a predicted model, not a curated record. NCBI's taxonomy places the organism in Eukaryota, Metazoa, Chordata, Actinopteri, Perciformes, Percidae. The transcript is spliced from 13 exons. Bases 158 to 1684 code for a protein of 508 amino acids.